This is a messenger RNA of Heterostelium album PN500, 1440 nucleotides long. RefSeq names its product glycoside hydrolase family 20 protein (gene nagE). Gene Ontology annotation, molecular function: beta-N-acetylhexosaminidase activity. The record is from RefSeq and is a predicted model, not a curated record. The transcript is spliced from 5 exons. The coding region runs from base 1 to 1440 and encodes 479 amino acids. NCBI's taxonomy places the organism in Eukaryota, Evosea, Eumycetozoa, Acytosteliales, Acytosteliaceae. Gene Ontology annotation, cellular component: membrane; lysosome. Gene Ontology annotation, biological process: glycosaminoglycan metabolic process; carbohydrate metabolic process.
AUGUUCCAUAGCAAUUCAACAUUGACCUCUACAAAUUUCAUAAAAAGAUCCAUUUUUAUGAGAUUUUUAUUGGUUUUUUGUUUUUUGAUAAUAAUUGCUAUCAACAACAACAAUGUUUUGGCAUUUCAAUAUUUAGAGGGUAAAGCAGAAGAUAACAUCUAUCCGAAACCACUCUAUGUAGAGUCGAGCAGUAACAACCAUGAUUGCAUAAGAAUAGCUGUCAAUUCAACACUACAGUUUCAAGGUGGCUGGACUCUCGACGAACGUCAAGCGAUACGUGCAUUCUAUCAUGUAUUCUUUCUGAACAUCAAUCCCACUCACUGGAGGGAUGUAUUCUACGACUUCCCGGUGCCGCAAAUCAACAUCGUAUUGAAUCCUUCACUGACACAGACCGACUUUGCCUACAACAACACCAUACCAUUUGGAAGCAAUGAGCGAUACGAUAUCUACGCCAACAAAGGAUACAUACGUAUAGUGGCACCCUCUACCUUUGGUGUUCAGAAUGCUUUUAAAACGAUUGCACAACUCUCCUAUAUCAAUUCAGAUCAUCAAAUCUGUGUUACUUUUCUGCCAUUCUCCAUUAGAGAUGAACCAACCUAUAGAUAUAGAGGUUUAAUGAUAGAUACCGGUAGAAUAUAUUAUGAAGUUGAUUUCAUUAAAUCUGUUAUUAGAGGAAUGAGCUCAUUGAAAUUGAAUGCUUUACAUUGGCAUAUAUCAGAUGAUCAAUCUUUCCCAUUUGAAAUUAUGGAGUAUCCAUAUCUACAUAUUAAAGGUGCCAGUCAUCUAGGUUUCAUUCAUAAUGGUAUACAAACACCUCAAACAAGAUUCUAUAAUACUGAUGAAAUUAAAAGUAUUAUUGAUUAUGCCGCAAUCUAUGGUGUAAGAGUAAUACCAGAGAUUGAUAUGCCUGCACAUGCGAGAUCUUGGGGAAAGGGUUACAAUAUAUCGACGGUUUGUCCUGGAUAUCUGCUACCCUUUAUCAAUACACUUAGCUUUGAUUACACUUUGAAUGUUCCUUUGGACAUUUCAUUGGAGUUGACCUAUGAGAUUAUCACUGCUAUCAUUAAAUCUAUUGCCACUCUAUUCCGUGAUCCCUAUGUGCAUUUGGGUGGCGAUGAAAUACCGGUCGGUUGCUGGGGAGAGGAUCUUGCCAUGAUGAAGAGAAUGGCAUCAUACGGCUACUCUGAUCCCAACACCUACUUUAAUGAGAAAUCCAUUGAAAAGGAUGGAUCCAUUGUGGAAAGAGGAUUUUCCGAUCGUGUAUGGCAUCGACUCAUAGCAAUCAGUGAAAAACUCUGGUCAUCAAGAAACAGCACAUCCAAAGUCGACAAACAAACCAUUGAAAGAGCAACAAGAUUCGCCAAGCAUCUAGAGAAUCAAGAUAUAGAUAUAGGUGAUACAAUCAACAGAAUUAAGAAUUAUGAUACUGAAUUUAAUUAA